Vigna umbellata (rice bean) is the source of this 480-nucleotide messenger RNA. NCBI's taxonomy places the organism in Eukaryota, Viridiplantae, Streptophyta, Magnoliopsida, Fabales, Fabaceae. The record is from RefSeq and is a predicted model, not a curated record.
AUGGCCUUAGGCAAGCACAUUGGGCUUGGAAUAGGCUCAUUAACUCAUUUCUUUGUGAGUAGGGAUUUGUCAAGAGCAAGGUUGAAUUUGGUAUAUGUAAAAGAAAAUUCUCAUCAGAAAUUGUUAAAAGUGUGCCUCUAUGUGGAUGACCUGAUUGAAACAGGUGAAACACAGGUUGAUAUUGAGCAAUUUAAGGAGAAAAUGAUUUUAGUAUUUGAGAUGACCGAUUUAGGUACACUGAGCUAUUUCUUGGGACUGCAAUUUGUGCACACUGACAGAGGCAUUUUUCUGCAUCAGAAUAAAUACAUUCGCAAGGUCCUGAAGAAGUUCAACAUGACAAAUUGCAAUGCAAUUCCAGUACCAAUAAUUGCAAACUUAAAGUUGACUAAAGAAUUGGGUGAGAAGGGAAUGGAUGCAACACUUUAUAAACAAUUAGUUGGAUCUCUUAGAUAUAUGUCUGCAAUAACAGACUUGAUAUAG